This is a messenger RNA of Podospora anserina S mat+, 1161 nucleotides long. RefSeq lists its product as uncharacterized. Gene Ontology annotation, molecular function: peroxidase activity. The transcript has 4 exons. NCBI's taxonomy places the organism in Eukaryota, Fungi, Ascomycota, Sordariomycetes, Sordariales, Podosporaceae. Bases 1 to 1161 code for a protein of 386 amino acids. The record is from RefSeq and is a predicted model, not a curated record.
AUGCCCAAGUCCGGUGGUGCCCAGCCCGGCGGUCCUCUGACUUGCCCCUUCAACCCUAAUCACCAGCCAGCUGCCAGAUGGGACCCAGAUUUCCCUUACAACCACGCAAAGCUCGGUCUCCCAGGCAAAGGCAAAGGCGGGUAUAAAGUCCCUGCUGAUGGCGAUACUGCCCAUGCCUUCAUGCCGCCGACGGACAAAGACAUCAGAGGUCCUUGCCCUGGACUGAAUGCUUUGGCUAAUCAUAACUUUAUUGCCCGUGAUGGUAUUACCGAUUACAACGAGUUGCUCGACGCUCUUCAGAACGUCUACAACGUUGGCUAUGACCUGGCGAACUUCCUUGCCUUCUACGCCAUCUACGUCGCCGGCCUUGGAGAUCCCGUCACCAAGAAGCUGUCCAUCGGCUGUGAUGCCACCACACGUACCUCGUGGAGCCCAAUCAUCACUGGCAGCGAGCCCGGCCUGAACGGCCACAGCAAGAUGGAGAUCGACGCGUCACUCACCCGGAAUGAUUUCUUCGCUGCCGGUGGUGACAACUUCAGCUUCAACACUACCCUGUUCAAGAUGUUUGAACAGUCCACCAGUGGACUCUUUGACGUUGACCGAAUCUCCAAGUACCGUCAUGAACGGUGGCAUCAGUGCCAGGCUGAGAACCCACAAUUCUACUUCCCCAUCCUCGGCCUCUUCCAAUACGGCGCCGCCUCCUUCCUCUACGAACUCUGGCCGAAUGGAAAUGAGGGCUAUGUCCCCAACUUGCACAACACCGCCACUUUCUUUGGAGCCCACCGCCUCCCAGACGGCAACUACCUCCGCGUUCCUGAGCGUAUUCCCUCCAACUGGGUCAACCGCGAGAAUCCUUACUUCCUGCUAGACAUCGCCUCGGAGAUCUUCAAGAUGUACACCAAGAACCCAGUUGGCUUUGGUGGCAAUGCUGGAGGGGAGUUUAUUGGCAUCAACCACCCUCCUUACAUCAAUGAUGGUGCGCUCAAUGCCAAUACCACUGCCCAGGAUGUCACUUGUUUGUUGUAUCAGAUCCUCUCGAGGCCGGUUCCGAGCACACUGAAUGGUAUUAUUACUCCUUUGGUUGAGGCGACGGAGGCGCUUUUGAUCAGCUUGUUUGGGGUUGAGUAUAAUAAUUUGGGGUGCCCGCUGGCUUUGACGUGA